UUUAAAGAUGUUCAAUCACACAAGCAUUAUGUGUUAGGAAAUAAAUCUGAGCCGAUGAUGGACUAAGAAGAUAUGACAGAAAAAUAAUGUGAACCCUUUAUACACAGUAUACACUGUUUAAGUGACAGUUUAUGGUGAUUUAAGAUUUAACCAUUAACUAAGCACCCUUUGCCAUAAUCCAUCACAAUGAUUUUCCCGCAGUUAAAAAAAUACCUAGUAAAUAUUUUGGUAAACAACAUUUUGGUUUGUGUUUGUAUGGUUGUGUUAUGGCUCAGUGGAAGAACAGAAACCAAAAAUGUUAGAAACAUGUAUACGUUCAAGGGAAUUGAUACUGUGCACAAGGAUCACAACAUGGUAAUAUUUGUUUUGGAUAAAACAAUAUGGCCUUUUAGGGUGGAUCAUUUAAACGAGUCAUUAGCAAAGUUGAGUGAAAUAAAAACUUCAGAUCUUGGAAAUCUUAGGAUCUAUCCGGAGACUCAUUCAUGUUUGGAUUUCCUCCAGAACGAAGGUUAUAUUCUAGCUGCUGUGUACAGCUGUAAGGUUCCUAACUUGGCUGAGAAUCUUCUAGAUGCCUUUGACUUGACUAGAUACUUUGCAUAUCAAGUCUGCAGUGAGAAGGACAAGGCAAGCUCCAUAGUCACCCUACACACCCAGUCAGGGGUGGAUUUUGAAGACAUGCUGUACUUCGACUAUGACCUAAAGGAAAACUUGGGAAUCUUUGAGCUAAACGUCACCUUUUGUCCGAUAGAUGACAACGGCAUAUCUAUGAAAGCAGUUGAGAGGGCUCUAAAACUAUUCAAUGUCAGAACAACGUUAAAGCCUCCUCUUAGCACUACAGAAAAGCACAAAACGCAAAAUGAUUCUUCAGAGUAUUCAGUGCAAAUUGAUUACAAAGAAUUGAAGACUUUUACACAUUUAAAAACAGAAGAGGCUUUUGCCAGUGAUUUAGAUGAGAAGGAAAAGGAUGAAGAGGAUUAUUGAAAUUGUUUUACUAGUAAAAUAAAGUUCUAAAAU
This is a messenger RNA of Macrosteles quadrilineatus (aster leafhopper), 1014 nucleotides long. Its product is annotated as magnesium-dependent phosphatase 1-like. NCBI's taxonomy places the organism in Eukaryota, Metazoa, Arthropoda, Insecta, Hemiptera, Cicadellidae. The transcript has 4 exons. Gene Ontology annotation, molecular function: acid phosphatase activity. The record is from RefSeq and is a predicted model, not a curated record. The coding region runs from base 187 to 981 and encodes 264 amino acids.